Molecule: messenger RNA, 825 nt
Organism: Symbiodinium necroappetens
Lineage: Eukaryota; Dinophyceae; Suessiales; Symbiodiniaceae
Source: the annotation of a GenBank genome assembly
AUGGAGUUGUACGGAUUUGAUCCGACGGACAACACCAAGGAGAAGAAAUCGCAGUGGAAGAUUUUUGAAAAGCUCUUGCUGCACUUCCGGGCUGCGGUUAUUGAGGAUCCUAGCCGUAUCCGCGCAGCCGUGGAGUUGAGCAGCGAGCAAUGCCCAGUUCUGAAUGCAGGGCCAUAUGAUACGCAGGAACGUUGGUUGGCAACUCUGCUAGCUGGAGCUGAUGCCAAUGCCCGGCUUGCUUGGUCGGAUGAAAGUCAGACAUUGCCGAUGGGGACCGUGCCGAUUCAGCAGAUCAAAGGCCUUGCCAGAUCUUUGUCGGCGGUUCAAAAGUUGAAACCUUUUGUCCGAGAGGAUAUGUUGGCAGGCCGCGGUGCAUAUUGGUUGUUUCCAUCUGGGUCAGACCAAUUCAGCGGUGCCAGUGACAUGGGAGGAUUUGAUGCCCCCGUCAUUCGACCCAGCUAUUAUGAUCGCGGAGACAAGACGUGGCCUCCGUCCAUGGGCUUCUACGGAUGUAUGGUGCACCCCACCUCUGACAUCCGACAGCCUGUGCUUGAUGGAUCCCAACCGGACCACUUGUGUGCCAUGACAUCUUCGAUGCACAGUGCUCGCCGUUAUGGCGGGAAGGAAUCCGACACGAGAACGGUUGCUGCAAUUGGAUGGACAUUGGUUCGUCAGCAUUUGCAUGCAAAGGUUGCGCAUACGACCGAUCCAGUUUUCGGACACAUGUUUGAUCUGGUUCAUGGAUCCGACGGACGUUGGCUUUUUCGAAGCUCCCGCAGCAUCCUGAUGGGAGCAGCUACGUUCUGGUCUGGUUGGCAGUCGUAG